Molecule: messenger RNA, 4931 nt
Organism: Equus caballus (horse)
Lineage: Eukaryota; Metazoa; Chordata; Mammalia; Perissodactyla; Equidae
Source: RefSeq, a predicted model, not a curated record
CCUGGGCCCCUGCAGCGGAGCACAUGAACUUAACCGCUUGGCCACGGAGCCGGCCCCCAAAUACAUUUUCUGAAGUGCAGUUUAACAAUGUGUUGAUAACCUUCUACACCCUCUCUACUCCAAAGUAAUUUGGAAUCUUUUUCUAAGUAUCAGCUUGAAUAAUAUAGGUUAAUUGCAAGGCAAAAUAUUUAUUUUCCUUUCUAUCUUUUAUUUUUCAUACACUAAAGUACUACUGAGAGUGUAGAACAUUCUCUGGCAUCUCAGAAACAGAAUCAGUUACCUAAUGUAUCACCUGAGUCCUCGUGGAGAGAUCAUCCCACAUGCCAUGGUGGAAUACCACACAGGAAAUGUGUAUUUGAAGACUGAAAUUGGAGGACGUGUAUCAUUGCAAAAAGUAUUUCAGUAACUGAUAUUUUUGCUGCACAUUAUUUAUUAUUAUUAUUAAUUUGACUCUAUGAUACUAUAUAUUUACAAGCUUUGACCCAGAAAAAUCAAAGUCUAGAAGCAAGUAUAAAUCCAUGCACUUUUUUGUUGUAAAAAUCCACAAGAUACAGCCCCAGUUGCUGUCAGUUUUAAAUUCACUUAAGAAUUCUCUCUUUGGAUUUCUGACCAAAAAUGCUUCCCCUGAGCAUUUCCGUUGUUCCAUUUUGUAAGAAGAGAACACAGUCACUCAUGGCUACAGCACUCUGUAAUAUGAUAUUGUUUCAUAUUUCCUUAGCUAAGGUUUACUUGAUUAAGCUUAUGAAGAAUCACACAGAGCAAUAUCAAAUGCAACAUAUCUCAACGUAGCUUUUCAUGCCCCCUAAGUUCUCAUCAUGUGCCAACAUCUAUCUAUUAGUGAGUUUCUACAUUGUAAUUUUACAUAUCCAGCUGCAAAUGAAAAUCUUAUUUUUGCUACACCACGGCCUUUUGAUACUCAAUGAUAAUUAAAUCACAAAAUAUUAUGUCACUUAUGAGAAAAUAUAGCUGUUUCCAAGCGAGAGAAUAGCUAGAAAUAGAGGAUAUCAGUAUUUUUUCAAGGUCCACUGGUGAUUCCAAUGUUCAAUCUGGAGAAGCACUUAGGUGAAACCUUAACUCAGGUGUUCCUGCUUAGUAAAGGUUCUGGAGACUGCUGUCAUCUGCUGAGCUUUCUAGAUGGUCUAUACUGCUCAUUCUACAAGUAGCACCUAGAUUUCAUCAUCCUGAGGCCUCCAAAGGUUGCUAAAUUCCCAACACUGUGUGCUAGCUAGCAAGGCCUGAAUUUCCUGAUCUAGCAUAGUCAGGAUUUCUGAGGACACCCGUUCACCUAUAAUUUGAGUAAGGCCUUCCCUGUGCUUUUUGCUGAAGCCUGUAUGGUUCCUGUGCAAUUAUUGAAGCCACCUAAUGCUCAUUUCAGUAAAAGUAGCAGAACCGAACCACCAUAAAUAUUGUGGGAACAGGAGAUUUAUGUUCAGAUGUCAUGAAAAUUCCUCUUUUUACUAAUUUUACUAAUUUAAUAAUUCUGAAACCAAACUGAGAAGAAGAUUUGGGCAAUGUAGUUCCCAGCCAUAACCAAGUUAACAACAAGAUCCCAAACACUUCAACCCUUUUCAACUUGCCACUCAUACACAUUUCAUUUUAUCAUAUUUAACUUUCAAAAAAGACAGCAGAAAAGUAUGCUUAUUUUUUCAACAGAUGUAUACAACUUAAAGAAAAAGAGUAUACUCAAAGUUUCCUAUGUCAUUUUAUUCAUAUGGGUGACUUAGGAUUCUUACAGCCAAGUCACAUACAACCUUUGAUAUCCUACAGCUUGCUAAAAUGUCGAGAUAGAAGGUGAACCCUUCUUACUAUAUCUUGUGUUAGGAAGUAGGCGAAUGGGAGAGGAGGGGAAUAUUGGUUAAUAUAUUUACAAAUAUAUUCACAUCAAAGCAAAAGAAAAAAAUACUCAUAAGUCCUGCAGCUUUAGUUUCAGCUCCUGGUCACACGAUCAUACAUGGCACAUAUAACUGCCUUUUUUCCACAACCUACUCCAUGUUCUCUUUAACUUCAGCAAACAUCUAGGUUGUUUUGAUUUCUUGUCUUAUGAAGUGGCCAAAAACUUUAUCUUCAAGUAUGAAUAUCAUUAGUAGUUCUUUCUAUUUGACACUGUUAUAGAAUUUUAUUAAAUUUUAAAUAAUGGAUAUGAGACUUCUAAAAGGUGCCCCAGAGUCUCUCCUGCAUUCCAGGAACACUCCCCACUACACUCAUUGUGUAGCAGCAAUCAAAUGUUUCCUUCAUAUUCAAGAAAAAUCAUGCAAACAGUAGAGAAAUCCUUUUUUGCUUAUUGGUUAAGUAGCAUGAAGUUCUCAAAGUGAACAGGUAGCAGUCUUGGCAUCUGGUUCAAUGGAAUCAUUUUUGUGUUCCUUGUAGGAAGAAUUACCUCCAUCUAUCUGUCUAUCUAUCUAUCUAUCUAUCUAUCCAUCUCUGUUUCUCUCUCUUUCUUUUUUUAGGAACAAAGACCAGCAAACCUUAAAUUGUGAGGAUGGGAAGCAAAAUUUUUGUUAGUGAACCAUUAAGAAGAAUAGUGAGAAAUGCUACCUCCUUUUCCACGUUUUGAUUCCCAGACUCAAAAUCCUGGCUAUUGGGGAAAAAAGCAUCAUAGAUAUAACAGCAGUUUAAAGCACAUGCUGCACUCUGGAGAACAUGAUCCGAGCCCCAGAAAGUGUUGGCUUAACUGGUGGCAAAAUGAAGCCUUCAACAAACCUGUAAAGUUUUCAACAAAGUCAUGUGCUUUAGGAUGAUGGGGAAUGUUGUAAGACUAAAGAGUUUUUAAGCAUAAGCAAAUUGUCACGUUUCCUUUGCUGUAAAAUGAGCCACUUGGUUUGAAGCAAUGUUAUGUGACAGAAUAUGAUGAUGAAUAAAGAAUUCUAUAAAUCCAAAGACAGUAGUUUUGACAAAAGAAUUUUGGUCAAAAAUGAUAAAUCCAUAUUGAGAGUAACUCAUAUUCUAGUAAGAAUAAAGUACUGAUUCUUCCAGAUGAAUGAAAUCAAAUGUAAUCAAUUUGUGAGAUGCUGGCUGGACCCUCAGGGAACGUGCCAUGUAUGUCUGAUGAUUGUAUUCACUCUUGGCACAUUUGGCGCUGGAGAGUGGCUGUGGCCACAUCAGCCUUGGACUCUUCUUUGUUUGGUCAAGAGACUCCUCCGUUGGCACCAGACCACUCCACAAAUAGGUAACGAAUAUUGUGACAAAGCAAUACCACACUUCUAGAGAAAAGGUCAAUAAUGUUUAUUUCCUGUCUCACCAAAUACUAAAGACAACAUAGACCAAGACCAGUAACAUAAUUUUUUCAUUAUUAUCAGUUAGAGAUGCUCAUUGUGUCUAGAAUUAACACAAAAUCAUUUAAACCAACGCUGUUUCUGAAGAACAUAACCAUGGUAAUCGUUUUUUUGUGUCCAUGUGAUUAUUUUCGAGCAUAGAAAAUGGUUCGCCCUGUAUCCUAAAAUAUGGUCUCUCUAACCUUGAUGUUUCCUCUGUAUCAUUUUGGAGAUGUAAUGAGACCUAAAAUCAUCCAAAUCUCUUCCUUGAGAUAAAGAAGGUAAUGCUCAGAGAAAUUAAAGAGCUUGUACGAAGUCGCAUACUUCAGGAAUGGCAUCUAGGCUUAGAUCAAAGUUUCUCAACUCCUUAUUCCAGGUAUUUUUUAUUAUUGUUUUACAGACUGCAAUGCCUUUUUAAAGAAUGACACAUGACCGGGUAAUUUUCUGAGUAUAAAAAAGACAAUUGCAGAAAGAAAUUAUGUUCUGCCUCAUGGAUAUUUGUGGAUGUCCAGAAGAGUUAAACAUGCAUCUAUCCUUUUCUUGAUCAUUUUCUCAAAAAUUUAGACAAGAAAAAGAAGAAUGAAUAGAGGAAAUUGCUCCUCCAUGACUGAAUUCAUUUUCCUUGGAAUCACCAACAACACUAGGAUGAAAGUAACCCUAUUUACCAUGUUUCUGGUUGUUUAUCUCGUUAAUCUUCUGGCAAAUCUUGGAAUGCUCAUUUUAAUUAGAAUAAAUUCCCAGCUGCACACACCAAUGUACUUCUUCCUCAGCCACCUCUCUUUCUGUGACCUCUGCUAUUCCACAGCAGUUGGGCCCAAGAUGCUGGUGGACUUGUUUGCCAAGAACAGAUCAAUCCCCUUCUUUGGCUGUGCUCUGCAAUUCUUGAUCUUCUGUAUCUUUGCAGAUUCUGAGUGUCUACUGCUGGCAGUGAUGGCCUUUGAUCGGUACAAGGCCAUUAGCAACCCCUUGCUCUAUAGAGUCAACAUGUCCAGCAGGGUGUGCUCCCUGCUCAUGGCCGGGGUUUAUCUGGUGGGAACGGCAGAUGCUUUGAUACACACAACAUUAACAUUCUGCUUAUGUUUCUGUGGGUCAAAUGAGAUUAAUCAUUUCUUCUGUGAUUUACCACCACUUUUCAUCCUUUCCUGCUCUGAUAUACAGGUCAAUGAGUUGGUGUUAUUCACCAUUUUUGGCUUCAUUGAACUGAGUACCAUUUCGGGAGUUCUUAUCUCUUAUUGCUAUAUUAUCCUGUCAGUCUUGAAGAUCCACUCUGCUGAGGGGAGGUUCAAAGCUUUCUCCACCUGCAUCUCCCACCUAAUCACUGUGGCAAUUUUCCAGGGAACUAUGCUCUUCAUGUAUUUCAGGCCAAGCUCUUCCUACUCCCUAGAUCAAGACAAAAUGUCCUCGUUGUUUUACACCCUUGUGAUUCCUAUGUUAAAUCCUAUAAUUUAUAGCCUGCGGAACAAGGAUGUGAAAAAGGCCCUGGAAAGAAUGGAAACUAAUAGAUGGUUUUAAAUACGUAAUUUAAAUACACACGCACAAACUCAUAUUGUGGUUGUUGCUUUUGUAAAAUUGUAUGGCAUGAUACAAGAGAAGCAAAUGUGUCUCAAAUACUUUGAUUUAAUAAAAUUAGUAUUUGUUUUUUUUUUUUUGAGGAAGAUUAGCUCUGAGCUAACUACUGCC